This is a messenger RNA of Striga asiatica, 546 nucleotides long. NCBI's taxonomy places the organism in Eukaryota, Viridiplantae, Streptophyta, Magnoliopsida, Lamiales, Orobanchaceae. The record is from the annotation of a GenBank genome assembly.
AUGAGAACAGUGAAUGUCAAGUCCGAAAAAUUACCUUUCUGCCCCUCACUUUCAAUGUUGGACUUAAAAUGCUUAAAUAGACAUUGGCUACAAAAAAAAGACCCUUUUCAUCAUAAGUCCAAGUCCAUCUAUCAGAAACCCCCGCCUUCGCCUCGGGAAAGUCUUCCAGGGUUCACACAGAUGCACUUGAGUUCUGCAUCAUCUCCACCUCCAACGUUAUUAACCUUCACAAACGGAGCCAAGUCUGAAGGUAAAAUGAGUAUAUCUGGAAUCAAAGAGAAUCUGAGUGCUUUCUCCGCGAAAGAAAAAUCCAAAGGAACUUCUUUUGCAGUGGUUCCAUCACCAGAUUGUUGCGUUCUUAAGCAGAAUCAGACAGCUGUAGAGGUCAUGGAACAACAAAAGUUACCAUCUUUUGGGCCAUCAUUGGCAAAAUACCAAAAUAUGAACCUGAGGGAAAACAAAGUCAUGAUGUGCAUCCCUGAUGGAUGGCAUAAGAAUCACGCGCGCUACAGAACCCAUGCACUCAACAUAAUCUUGAAGCUAUAA